This is a messenger RNA of Symbiodinium necroappetens, 411 nucleotides long. The record is from the annotation of a GenBank genome assembly. NCBI's taxonomy places the organism in Eukaryota, Dinophyceae, Suessiales, Symbiodiniaceae.
AUGGUGGCUUUCCGCUGCCUGAAAGGUCUCCGAAACGCUCAGUGGGCCAACCUCAUCACUGUUCUCUUCAAUAUUCCCAUCAACAUCUACCCGGUCACCUGGGCCUCCAUUGAUGCUGAGCUUCCUCCUGGAGUAACGGAGGAGACAGAAACUCAAGGGGAGCCUGCCUUCGAUCCCUUUGUCUUGAUGGACGAGCAGUUGAGCAGCGGCAACAUGCGGCUGGAACUUUCAGCUGCAUGGAGUUGGAACAUCACCAGCCCUAGAGGUGGCGACGUCACUCCGCGAGCUGCCGAUGCCAUCGGCUGCUGUGGUUUUCCCUAUGCCCGGAGCCUGCAGGACAUCAUUGGUCUCUAUAGUUCAGGACUCUACGGGCUUGUUGGGCUUAGAUACCACCGUAGUCAGUUCUGUUGA